AUGGCUACAAACAUCACCUACCAUGCCGCCGCUGUCACCCGCGCGGAGCGCGCCAGCCUCCGCGGGCAGCAGGGCCUCACCAUCUGGCUGACCGGCCUCUCGGCGUCGGGCAAGUCGACCAUCGCGGUCGAGCUGGAGCACCAGCUGCUGCGCGAGCGCGGCGUGGCCGCGUACCGGCUGGACGGCGACAACAUCCGGUUCGGGCUGAACAAGGACCUGGGCUUCAGCGAGAAGGACCGCAACGAGAACAUCCGGCGCAUCGCCGAGGUGGCCAAGCUGUUCGCCGACAGCGCCUGCAUCGCCAUCACCUCCUUCAUCUCGCCGUACCGGGCUGAUCGGGACACGGCGCGCCGGCUGCACGAGGCGCCCACCCCCGGCGAGCCCACCGGCUUGCCCUUUGUCGAAGUCUUCGUCGACGUCCCCGUCGAGGUCGCUGAGGCGCGCGACCCCAAGGGCCUGUACAAGAAGGCGCGCGAGGGCAUCAUCAAGGAAUUCACCGGUAUCAGCGCUCCCUACGAGCCGCCCUUGAACCCGGAGAUCCACAUCAAGAACCACGAGGUGUCCGUCAAGGAGGCUGUUGCUCAGAUUAUCGCCUACCUCGAUGAGAAGGGCUACCUCCCGCCGAAGAAAAACUAA
Messenger RNA from Rasamsonia emersonii CBS 393.64, 636 nucleotides. RefSeq names its product Adenylyl-sulfate kinase. NCBI's taxonomy places the organism in Eukaryota, Fungi, Ascomycota, Eurotiomycetes, Eurotiales, Trichocomaceae. The record is from RefSeq and is a predicted model, not a curated record. Gene Ontology annotation, molecular function: adenylylsulfate kinase activity; ATP binding. Bases 1 to 636 code for a protein of 211 amino acids. Gene Ontology annotation, biological process: sulfate assimilation. The transcript has 2 exons.